UUGCAUUCCGCCGGCACGACGAUGCUCUCGCGACGCCGGCGAUCCAAUCAGGUUGCGUUCCUCUUCGUCCACAAUUGACGGGGAGGGGUUAUUUGUGGAGAGUGUGAGUCCUCACUUCGGGCUCAACAAGUCACAACCGCCCCCCUUCCCUUUGAUGCACGAGUCUAUACGUGAUUCCUGCGCGUGCCAGCCCAAUCAUGACCGCACCCACGCCCCGAAUUCCUCCGGACCCACUCCCCGCGCCGGCUCUGGCUUUCGUAUCGCUCGGGAUGGUCGUCCUCGAUGAGAUUCGCUUCCCGGACGGCAGGAUCCUCCGCGACAUCCCCGGCGGCUCCGGUUUCUACGGUACUCUCGGCGCCCGCCUCGCCGUCCCGCAGGACGAGUCCGCGACCGUUUGCUGCCUCAUCACGGCCGGGUCCGACUUCCCUUUCUCGGUAAGGGAAAAAAUCGAGGAAUGGGGCGUCAGCGUGCACCUGGAACAGGUGCCCGGUGCACGCUCGACCAGGGGCCUCUUGGAGUACGAGAAUGACGCUUUUGGGAAGAAAACGUUCCGGUACACCACGCCCCCUCUCCACCCAACCGUGGACCGGCUUCCGGCCUCGCUCCUCGAGUCGUCGGUCGUCCAUGUCCUGGCGACGCCCGAGGACCUCGAGCGACAUGUCUCGGCCCUUAUGGCGCGCCGUGCAGGCGCCGACAGCCCUCACCCCUUGGUCGCAUGGGAGCCCUCGCCCAUCGGCAUCUCCGACAGGGAGGACGACCACAUGCGAGCCGUUGGCUGGUCGGACGUCUGCUCGCCAAACGACCACGAGCUGCUGCGCAUGAUGGGCGUGGAGGAGGGUCCGGGGAUCCCUUACAACAGAGCGCUGGUCGAGGUCUUUGCCGUCCGGCUCGCCAGAGGCGGCGGAGGCGGUGGCGGCGAGGACCUCCCGGGCGGCCCCUCCGCCCCCGACACGUCCGACAGGAGAAUCACGGUCAUCAGGUGCGGCGACCAAGGCUGCCUGACCGUUCGCCGGGGUGGCAGCCCCGUGUGGCGGCCCCCGUUCCACGAUUACGGCUCGCCCAAGGUCGUCGACCCCACGGGCGCCGGCAACGCCUUCCUCGGCGCAUUCGCGGUCGCCUUCGCGAAGACGGGGGACGAUGCCCUGGCAUCCGCGUGGGGUGCCGUCGCGGCCAGUUUCGUGAUCGAGCAGAUCGGGCCGCCCAAGAAGGAGGUGGUCAACGGUAAAGAGGUCUGGAACGGAGAGCGCUUCGAGGACAGGCUCGAGAAGUACAAGGCCAAGGUGGCGACGUGACCGCCGACGAGCCCGAGUACACGACGCGCAUAGAGAGAACCGGGACCGUAUCGUCACGAGGAUCCCGGUGGUCAUGUGGGUAUCAUAAGGAGUUUCUAGAAUUCCCAACCUCUAUAAUGUUCUUCUCCGAAACAAGAACCCCCCCUUUUUUGUCCCUUCCUUUCCAUGUCCCUUCCUUUCCAAAAACAAACGACUCUCAUGACCCCCUGUUCACCGGAUGACCUGCGUGCCCUCAGCGGGCUCCAGGACCUUCCAUUGGCAGCCGACAUUCUUGUCGGCAUUGUUCUCCUUGAGGAUCUUGAUGAUCCUCUCGGCAAUCUCCUC
Molecule: messenger RNA, 1616 nt
Organism: Colletotrichum navitas
Lineage: Eukaryota; Fungi; Ascomycota; Sordariomycetes; Glomerellales; Glomerellaceae
Product: PfkB family carbohydrate kinase
Exons: 3
Coding region: 198-1292 (364 amino acids)
Source: RefSeq, a predicted model, not a curated record